AUGAGGGAAACUAAUCAUCGAUCUGUUAUAUUGAAUAAACCAGUGGUUACAAUAUCAUCGACUGUGUAUGAUCGAAGGGCUCUGGACACGAAUUCAGAUGUUCCCUUGAUAAAUUCAUUGAAUCAUUUGACUUAUUUGACUUCAAAUUCAAGUAAAGUGCGUGAGACUGUAUCUGAGGACGGUGCAUUGGAUAGAUUGGUUUCAAUACUUCACUGUUGUUAUUUGAACUUGAAUGAGAUACUGGACUAUAACUUAAAGAAGAUUAAUAAACAUGAGCGUGCAAGAUCGAUUUGGAAAGAAAAAAAAUUGGCGAUGUAUGCUUGGAAAUGGACAUUAGCAUUUCAAUGUCUCGUAUUAACAGGUACUAGAGGAACCGAACAGAUAAGAAACCAAGUAGUUUCAUCAGGAGUAAUUCCAUUGUUAGCAACUGUGCUGGAUAAUUAUUUAAUUUACCAUAAAAAUUAUGAUUUCAUUAGAAAUUGCCACAUUCACUUAGAUUUUAAUUCAUUAACUUCAAGAGACGUAUAUAUGUUGCUAAAGAAAGAUACCAGUGAAACUUACGAGCAAUACAUCUCGUAUCUUAUCGGAGAAACAUUCGAAACAGAGGAAGAAUUGGAGAAUUUCUUUAAAAGUGAAGAAUUAUUAUUAUCCACUGAAAUUUCUCCAUCAGAUUUUUCAGAUAUUUGGAAUUUAAAAAGUGAUUUGGUUUCUUCUUUGAACAAAUCACAAAAAUUAAACAAUUCAUCUAAUGAUGAAGAGUUCGAGAAUUGUUUUCGUACAAACUCUGAUCAUAUUCCUCUAAUUUCGGUUCCUAGAGAAUUUUACCUGGGGAGAAUUAUUCCAAAACAAGAUGAUGUCAUUUGGUCUCUUCAGCUCCUGGCAUUCAUUUCAAAAUAUACAUAUAUGAAAGAACAAUUACAAAAUGUUAAUUUAGUAGAUUCAUUAUCAUUCAGAUCAAUAAUUGAUAGAGUUCAAAAGAGAAUGGAUUUAUUAAGUUCAAAAAACAAUAAUAAUAUUAAUAAAAAUGAUAAUCCAAAUAGCGAUAUCGAUAUUAAUAAUAAUAUUAUACCGAAUAUACCUAUAUCACCUAUUGACAUUCAUAUGGAAGAUGCAUAUAAUAUUUUAAGUUUAAAAUCAAUGAAUAUCGAUGAACCAUUUUUAAUGGAAUUGAAAGAAACUCAAUUAAAAUGCCUUCAAAAGGAUUCGAAGAGAGAUAAAAAUAUUGAAUUAGAAAAUCCAUAUAAGGCUUAUAGUAUAGAAGAACCCAAUGUUGAAUUUUCUUCGGAUAGAAUAGUUCAAGAAAAUACUUUAAGGGAAGGUUUUGAACAGAAAUGGGACUAUAAAAAAAUAUCUAAAGAAUUAACACGAGAAACAUGGAUAAGUAUCAUAACUAGAUUUCCAUUGAAUUUAUUUCCUUUGGUAGAAAGGUUUACUGUAACUAAUGAAAAUCCACAUGACAUGAUAUAUUGGAGUUCAGUAAUAAUGAGAAAUUCGUGUAGGAAAAAUGAAAUUACUUGUACUCGUCAAUGUGCAAAUUUUGAAUGUGGUAAAUGGGAAAGUUUUCCGAGGCAGUUUGCCAAAUGCCGUCGUUGUAAAAGGACAAAAUAUUGUAGUCGCCAGUGUCAGUUAAAAGCAUGGACAUUUCAUAGAUAUUGGUGUCAUGAAGUUGGUACAAAAACUCAAAGUAAUGGUACAACUUAUACAACAGGAAAUACACCAAAUGGCAAUAAUAGCGAAGCUGCAUCAACUAGUAAUUUGGGCGUGGUGACAGAAAGCAAUAAUACUGACACAACGAUUACAAUGAAUACGGACAGAAUAUUGACGAAUACUACCAACAAUAUAAUCCAAGCUGAAUUUAUUAAUAUAGGGAACGAAAAUAAUGAAGGAACCAAUGAUGUAUUCGAUAUCAACGACUUAAAUGACAUCGAAAGAUAA
Molecule: messenger RNA, 1935 nt
Organism: Vanderwaltozyma polyspora DSM 70294
Lineage: Eukaryota; Fungi; Ascomycota; Saccharomycetes; Saccharomycetales; Saccharomycetaceae
Gene: MUB1
Product: MYND-type zinc finger protein MUB1
Exons: 1
Coding region: 1-1935 (644 amino acids)
Biological process (GO): establishment or maintenance of cell polarity; ubiquitin-dependent protein catabolic process
Cellular component (GO): MUB1-RAD6-UBR2 ubiquitin ligase complex
Source: RefSeq, a predicted model, not a curated record